This is a messenger RNA of Melanotaenia boesemani (Boeseman's rainbowfish), 4973 nucleotides long. Its product is annotated as protein NLRC3-like. The record is from RefSeq and is a predicted model, not a curated record. Lineage: Eukaryota; Metazoa; Chordata; Actinopteri; Atheriniformes; Melanotaeniidae. Gene Ontology annotation, molecular function: protein binding. The transcript has 12 exons. Bases 381 to 3839 code for a protein of 1152 amino acids.
UCCUAACUUUACUUUCGCUUUCUAGCAACAUGAAACGCAGCUGAUUGUCUCCUAAUAAUCGUCCAUCCAACGGACUGCGGACCAUUUCUAUCAUCAGAUUGUUGUCAUCAGCGGAGUUUCUGGAGACAUCUGCUCCUUUCUGGCCUGAAUCAGCCGCUGCUCUCCCGCUGUCUGACGGAUCCGCUCCCGUUCCGUUCCGUUCCGGGCUGCACGCGUUGGUGGAAACGCGGCUGCGGCCUGAACUUGUUUGGACAUCGGCUGGACAGCAGAUCAGACUUGGUGUGUUUUAUAUCUACAUGACGGAGUUCUGUGGAGACAACUGGAGGUCGCUUUGGAGAUGAAGGUAGGAAGUGUGUGAGAGCUGGUGUGAAUUCAGCAUCAUGGAUAAGUGUGAGGACAGAGAGGAGGUAGUCUCUCCCACUAAAACCAGUCUGUGUGGGGAACACGAGAACCAGAGCAAAGCCCAGAGACGGCGACCAGGACCUGGACCUGGACACAGCUGUGUGUCCAUGAGGAGUGACCAAUCAAAUGCCAUUAUUAGUCAUACAUGUUUAACUGACAGAAAGAUCCAUCAGAGAAUUGAACCUGAACCUGUAUGUGGACCUGAACCCAGCUUGGUUUCCUGUAAGAGUGACCAUUCAAAAGAUCUUGGUAUUGAGUUUAAAACUGACCGAACUUCUUCUGUCAAAGCUCAGAGGAACCAGCUAGGACCUGAAAAUGGACCUGAACCCAGCUUGGUUUCCUGUAAGAGUGACCAUUCAAAAGAUCUUGGUAUUGAGUUUAAACUGGGCCAACCUUCUCCAGUUUAUAGAGUGGACCAGCAGAGCUCAGAGCUUCCCAGUGGUCAGUCUGCCCAGCAGCAUCAAACACAGCUGGACUCCAUAUUUAUGCUGCUGGAGGACAACAUGAUCACUUUCAUGAAGAAGGAGCUGAAGAAGAUCCAGAAGCUUCUGAGUCCAGAUUACCCAGAAUGCAUAGAGAGCCAGAGGGAGAAUGAAGAGGUAUUGGAGGGUGAGGAUGAGGAGCAGAGGAAGAGGAAAGAGGCGUUAGUGAAGAUCGCAGUGGACUUCCUGAGGAGGAUGAAGCAGGAGGAGCUGGCUGAGCGUCUGCAGAGCAAACUCCUUCCUUCAGUUUUUCAACGUAAACUAAAAUGUGGUCUGAAGAAGAAGUUCCAGUGUGUGUUUGAGGGGAUUGCUAAGGCAGGAAACCCAACCCUUCUGAACCAGAUCUACACAGAGCUCUACAUCACAGAGGGAGGGACUGCAGAGGUCAAUGAUGAACAUGAGGUCAGACAGAUUGAAACAGCAUCCAGGAAACCAGACAGACCAGAAACAACCAUCAGACAAGAAGACAUCUUUAAACUCCCACCUGGAAGAGAUGAACCAAUCAGAACAGUGAUGACAAAGGGAGUGGCUGGCAUUGGGAAAACUGUCUUAACACAGAAGUUCACUCUGGACUGGGCUGAAGACAAAGCCAACCAGGACAUCCAGUUCUUGUUUCCACUGACUUUCAGAGAGCUGAAUGUGCUGAAAGAGGAAAAGUUCAGCUUGGUGGAACUUGUUCAUCACUUCUUUACUGAAACCAAAGAAGCAGGAAUCUGCAGCUUUGAAGAGUUCCAGGUUGUCUUUAUCUUGGACGGUCUGGAUGAGAGUCGAUUUCCUCUGGACUUCAAUAAAACCAAAGUUCUAACUGACCCUAGGAAAUCCACCUCAGUGGAUGUGCUGCUGACUAACCUCAUCAGGGGGAAACUGCUUCCCUCUGCUCGCCUCUGGAUAACCACACGACCUGCAGCAGCCAAUCAGAUCCCUCCUGACUGUGUUGGCAUGGUGACAGAGGUCAGAGGGUUCACUGACCCACAGAAGGAGGAGUACUUCAGGAAGAGGUUCAGAGAUAAGAAACAGGCCCGCAGGAUCAUCUCCCACAUGAAGACAUCACGAAGCCUCCACAUCAUGUGCCACAUCCCAGUCUUCUGCUGGAUCACUGCUACAGUUCUGGAGGAUGUGCUGGAAACCAGAGAGGGAGGAGAGCUGCCCAAGACCCUGACUGAGAUGUACAUCCACUUCCUGGUGGUCCAGACCAAAGUCAAGAAGGUAAAGUAUGAUGGAGGAGCUGAGACAGAUCCACACUGGAGUCCAGAGAGCAGGAAGAUGAUUGAGUCUCUGGGAAAACUGGCUUUUGAUCAGCUGCAGAAAGGAAACCUGAUCUUCUAUGAAUCAGACCUGACAGAGUGUGGCAUCGAUGUCACCGCAGCCUCAGUUUACUCAGGAGUGUUCACACAGAUCUUUAAAGAGGAGAGAGGACUGUACCAGGAGAAGGUGUUCAGCUUCAUCCAUCUGAGUGUUCAGGAGUUUCUGGCUGCUCUUCAUGUCUGUCUGACCUUCAUCAAGUCUGGAGUCAACCUGAUGGAAGAAGAAGCAACCUUAUCCAAGUCUAAAACAAGAGAAGAGCCUUUUCUCUACCAAUGUGCUGUAGAUGAGGCCUUACAGAGUCCAAAUGGACACCUGGACUUGUUCCUCCGCUUCCUCCUGGGUCUUUCACUGCAGACCAAUCAGAGUCUCCUACGGGGUCUGCUGACACAGACAGGAAGUAGCUCACAGACCAAUCAGGAAACAGUUCAGUACAUCAAGGAGAGGAUCAGUGGGAAUGUGUCUGCAGAGAGAAGCAUCAAUCUGUUCCACUGUCUGAAUGAACUGAAUGAUCGUUCUCUAGUGGACGAGAUCCAACAGUCCCUGAGAUCAGGAAAUCUCUCCACAGAUCAGCUGUCUCCUGCUCAGUGGUCGGCUCUGGUCUUCAUCUUACUGUCAUCAGAACAAGAUCUGGAGGUGUUUGACCUGAAGAAAUACUCUGCUUCAGAGGAGGCUCUGCUGAGGCUGCUGCCAAUGGUCAAAGCCUCCAGCAAAGCUCUCCUGAAUGACUGUAACCUCUCAGAGAGAAGCUGUGAAGCUCUGUCCUUGGUUCUCAGCUCUCAGUCCUCUAGACUACGAGAGCUGGAUCUGAGUAGCAACAACCUGAAGGAUUCAGGAGUGAAGCAGCUGUGUGACGGCCUGAAGAGUUCGUACUGUGAGCUGGAAACUCUGAGUUUGUCCGGAUGUCUGAUCACAGAGGAAGGCUGUGCUUCUCUGGCAUCAGCUCUGACCUCCAACCCCUCCCAUCUGAGAGAGCUGGACCUGAGAUACAACCAUCCAGGAGAGGAAGGAGCGAAGCUGCUGACGGCUGCCCUGAAGAAUCCACACAGACUCAGGAUGGAACCUACUGGAGUCCGAUGGUUAACACCAGGUAUCAGGAAGUAUUCCUGUGAACUAUUAAUCGACACAAAUACAAUGAACAGAGAGCUCGAAGUGUCUGACAACAACAAGAAGGUGAAACGUGUGAUGGAGAUUCAGUCAUAUCCUGAUCAUCCAGACAGAUUUGACUUCUGUCCUCAGCUGCUGUGCAGAAAUGUUCUGACUGGUCGCUGCUACUGGGAGGUGGAGUGGAGUGGAGAGCUUCGUAUAUCUGUGAGUUACAGAGGAAUCAGAAGGAAAGGAAACAAGGAUGAUAAUGUGUUGGGAAGGAAUGAUCAGUCCUGGAGUCUGGACUGUGCAGAUAUUGGUCGCUACUCUGUGUGGCAUAACAAGAGAGGAACAUCUAUUCCGUCUUCCACAUCCUCCUCCUCCUCUUCUUCUUUGGUGUCUAACAGAGUAGCUGUGUAUGUGGACUGUCCUGCUGGCACUCUGUCCUUCUACAGAGUCUCCUCAGACUCACUGAUCCACCUCCACACCUUCAUCACCACAUUCACUCAUCCUCUCUAUGCUGGAUUUGGAUUCAGGUCAUUUGGUUCCUCAGUGAGUCUGCACUGAAUCAACACAACACAGAAACCCAAGUAAAGCUCUGUGGUUUGACUGAUUUGGAUGGAAUAAGGACUGGACAGAGACUUGAUGCAGGCAUCGGUCGCUAUAAGAGUGUGUUCUGUUACAUUACAUUCAUAUUAAUAUGAGUGUAAUUUUCUAUCUGUAGCUCACGUAGAGACAGUCAUAAUGAAACGAUCUUAAAAAAGGUCAAUAGUUAGAAUUUUGCUGAACUUGUAUGAAUUCAGUUUGUGUGUGAAACCUCCUUCCAGUUAUUUAAAGAUAUAAGCUAAUUUUAUACCAGUGUUCUGUUAGCAUUCACAGCAUCACACUGAAUAUCGGUUGUUUCAUUUCAGGUCCUUCACUUCAUGUCAGCUGCAGCUGGUUUGCUGCACAUGUGACAAACUGUGAAAUCAGAACAGUCACUGAGCUGCAAUCAGCCACAGUAGAUUUCUUUAGUAUGUAGAUCAGGAUCUUCUGUUACCAGCACACACUCACAAGCUCUAAAUCAUUUGACUGACGUUUAAUUUUUGUAAAAAAUACAAAUCAUAAAAUAUAUCAUGUAGUUUCUGCACAUCUGACAAAGUGUGGUUAAUUAAGACUUUGCUUAAAUCCAACCAUGGGGUCAGAACAUUUUUUUAGAUUCUUUGUUAGCUUCUCUUCUCUUAGGAAAAGCGAGUAAAUGUUGAACAAGUUCUUAAACCAAGAGAGACAUCUAAAUAGACUGACAGACCGAUGGUGAAAAAUAUGACAAUCAGGCGAUUAGACGGUUAAUAAUACAAUGACUGGAUCACAGGAGAAGCAACGACAACAAGAGGAAGAUAGGAAUGUGUAAACACCAUGGCUAAUAAUUUAUUUAAUCCCGUCCACAAAUAGUUAAAAAACAAAACUGGACUUAUAUUAAACAAAUUUGACUGAAAUUAUUUGAGAAAUUUAAUUAAUUUGAAGCUGAAGGAGACUUAUUUUUGUCCCUUUGCUGUCAAAGGCCAAAUCUGUUAAUUCACUUGUUUUUUAACUUUUCUUUAUCAUGAAGUUUCUAAUAUACAUUUCAUAUAAAAUAAUAUACAUUUACCCUUGUACUGUAUGUAUUCAUGUAUGUAUUGUGAUUCUAGGUACAGUUAAAAUAAAUGCAGAAGUAUUCUAUCA